AUGAGCGUCAAAACUACUCAGGGACUAUUUUUCUCGCUUCCCUCCAACCCCUCCCGCCCCCUAAGUAGUUUUGACACUCAUCCAAGAUGGCUGCCCGUAACGCAAAGUGCUCCUUCUCGACGAUCUUACGGAAAAAUAGGGACUGUGAAGUGUGAUCAGUCUGUAGUGACAUGUAUCAGAUUUGGUUCGGUCAGCUAACUUCAAAGCAGCCCGGAGCCAUUUCUGCAUUUAACCGCGCUAUGUUUUUGGAAGAAGCCGUGUUGGAAAUAGAAGUCUGCAGGUCGUUAUGGGAACUGAGAGGGAAAAUGGGCCACGUGGCUACUUGCUAAGACCAAAUUAGGUAAAUAACCAUUUCUGUAUUAAAUAACCAUUUUUGCACAUUUUUGGAUUUUUAAUCGUCCAAAGCAAGUUUGUUUAUUUACUAAAUAACCAAUUGUCCAGUUUGUUUAUAAAUAACCAAUUUUCCAUUCUGCCCGCAUUUUGGUUAUUUAAUAAAUAACCAAUUUCGCAUUUUGGUUAUUUAAUAAAUAACCAAUUUCGCAUUUUGGUUAUUUAACAAAUAAAAAAUUUCGCAUUUUGAUUAUUUAAUAAAUAACCAAUCUCGCAUUUUGGUCAUUUGAUAAAUAACCAAUUUCGCAUUUUGGUUAUUUAUUAAAUAACCAAUCUCGCAUUUGGUUAUUUAGAAAAAACCACUUUUUAAUUUUUGGUUAUUUGUUAAAUAACCAAAUUUCAGUUUUGGUUAUUUGUAAAUAACCAAUUUUAUAUUUUGGUUAUUUAGAAAUAAUAAAACUGUAAUGUGGUUUUUUGUAAAUAACCACUCUUGUUUUGGUUAUAUACAAAUAACCACUCUAAUUAAUAAAAUACAUUUGGUGCCCCAUAUUUUUCAAGCUUUGUUAAUAGAAUGGCCAUAUCGAGCCUAAUAUUUAGGUGGACAGUUAGUACAAUUGCAAAAAAGGAUUGAAUAUUAGUGUAUAUAUCGUAAAGGUAGAAAAUAAUAUUGGGAAAAGUACAAAAACAGUAUUUGAUUGGAUUUUAGGCGCGGCAAAGAAACGCCAGUCUUCCAAGAAACGCAAAAGGCCAUUAUCUUCAAGUAACAUUCCAGCUCCAAAAUACCCAAGGCCAUUAGAAGAUAAAGGUAAGGUUUGUUUUUGCUCAUGUUCGAAUAGGGGUUUGUCGUUUCUUUUUAUGUAUAUUGUAUAUGUACAAUCUACUUAGUGGGGAAGAUGUUUUUCCGCAGUCAGUGAUACAGGCGGCUCGUGAAAAAAUUCAAGUACUCCCCGCGUAGGAGUCGGACCUAUGACCUUCUGGUUACUGGUAGAGAUGCUCUACCACUGAACCACAGGAAACUCGUUGGAACUGAGGCCACUAAACUAGGUUCACGUGACAAACAUCCUGAAAACUGCUCCGAGGACUAUAGGACUAGUAUGACACACUACAUCGGAAGUAACACAAAGUGGAUAAUGUUGUGUUCAUUGAUUGAGGCUCUAUAAUGCCCGUACGGCUCUGCUUCCGGUCUGAAGUUGGACUCUCACAAGGCUUGAGUCGCUCUCAUUCACGCUCGGAGCAAAUUGUACGCUUCUCACGUCUGACUCGCUCUCUCAAUUUCGAAACAUUCUUCAUAACACCCUCAAGCUACAAUCAGGCCAGUUGAAAAUUUGAGCACAUUUUGGCCCAAAACGUAGUCGAGUCGCUGGCCCAAAACAUAGUCCAGUCGUGAUACUGUUCCUGGAGUGAAAGAUUAUGCAUGGUCAACGGUUUAGUUCCUCACUCAGUGUUUUUUUUUUUGUUUGUUUGUUUUUGUGCGUCACUACCAGAGGCGCAGCACAAUAAAGUUUCCUCUUGGUUUAUUUGUUUGUUCUCUGUUAAGGAAUUUUCCAUCUGAAGUUUGUUAACUCUGACAAGAUAAAGGAAGCCUUUGACAUUUGCCUAAAGACUUUGAUGGAUCACCAAUGAUGUGUUACAAAAGCAAAAUCUUUAAGGCGACGUAAUUUUACAAAGAAUGCGUUUUACGUGUAAAUGUGGGAGGAGAGUAAAUGUGGCAGUAUACUUUAGAACUUUUUUAUUUGAUCCCAAAAUGAUAAAGAAGUUAGUUUCUCUUUGGUGCUGUAUCAGUGGAAAUAUAAAACACAGAAAUUUGGUAUUAACUAUUAAGUUAAAAAAUUUAGUUUGAGCUCCAGCCGUGCGAUACAGUGUAGGGUUAGGGUUAUUCAACGUUACCUUGUGAAGCCUAUUCGUGCACAGCCAGAAAGAGCAAAUAGUGAGUUCACUAACGGUGAACUUACGCAAAAGAAAGCCGAAGUAAAGAAGACAGCAAAACUUGUGUGACAAGCGUGUCAAUAAUAAAUUUGGAAAUUUUGCGCCAAACUUAACUUUUCUUUUAAACACAUCUCAGUUUAAAAGACCAGAAUACUUUAUUGGUAAAUGAAAAUCACGACAAAACUCGUAACUGAUAACCCAUUCACGUUUGUCACACACCAACGUUUUCUGGCAUUUUCGUCUUUCUGUCGUCCUUUUGCUAAGCUCCCAGACUCGUACCCAGUCGCUAUUUAAGUGUUUUUUUGGAUGAGAGAAGAUUGAGGAUUAGGUUGAGGCGCGCGCGGGGUCUCAUGGGAAGACGUAGUAAUGUAGUGACGGUAGAAAGAAUUUUCGGUCAUUCUACUCAUCAAAGGAACGAAAGAACAGCAUUUUACAAAUUAAUGAGAAAUACUCCCGAUCUCCUUUUUCCAGCAGAUUGGUACAUCUCAGUUGUUGUGAAGCUUCUCAAAGGUGAAUACAAAAGGCGUUCUCAGUUAAGACCACUUCUUUGGGACAACACCAUCGAGUUACCCCUGGAUGACGUCUACACGAGACUUAAAAUCGUUUCAAGGCGGAAAGCAGACUUCCGAGUGGAUGAUAACGAGGUGAAUGUAUUCGACAUCUUCACAGCUCUUGAUAAAGGUGAGGAUGUUAUGACGCUUGUUGAAGGGAGUCCAGGAAUCGGUAAAACUACGUUUUGCCUUAAACUUGCUUAUGACUGGGCACAUGGAAAAAUUCCAGCUGAGUGUUCUUUUCCCAAAUUCGAGCUGAUGUUGCUUUUGAAAUGUCGAGACAUACAUAAGGAUAUAAUGGAAAGUAUCAGUGAACAACUGUUGCCAGAAGAUGUGGAGGAGAAGACUAAAGAGAGGCUGUUUAACUUCGUCAAGGACAUUCAUAAUCAGGAGAGAACUUUAAUCAUUUUGGACGGUUUGGAUGAGCUUCCCAAAGAUUCCGAACGUUAUGUAGAUAAACUGCUUCAAAGAAGAAUUUUAUCAUUUUGUUAUGUUUUGGCUACCUCCCGGCAAGAAAGGGGAAUUGAUGUACGGAAAAAGUACGGUUUUGACAUCCUUUUGGAGAUUAAAGGAUUCACAGAAAGUGAUGCAUUUGAUUAUAUCAGAAAACAUUUUAAAAAUGUUGGUCCCUUGCAUUCAUCAAAGGGAGAAAGUCUCAUUAAGGAAAUUGAAGAAAACUCUCUGUUACAUGCCUUGCGAAAUAAUCCUCUAAAUUUGCUUCUUCUUUGUGUUAUUUAUGAGGACUAUGAGGGGAAUUUACCGUCUUCCCGCUCUGAGCUUUACCAAGUUAUUGUGCUGUGCCUUUUAAGGAGACAUUGCGCUAAACACAAUCUAGAGGUUCCUGAAGAAAACAGAGCCUUAGAGAAGCAAUAUGAAGAGACCAUUCUUGCACUUGGAGAGUUAGCUUGGAUGUGUUUGCUGAGUGAUCGCUAUUGUUUUCGUGAAAGUGAAUUAGCUGCGCUUGAAAGAAGAUACAAAGGAUUGGUAUGUCGUCACGUAGGCCUUCUUUACAAGGAAGAAAGUCUGAGAAGGUUAAAGCCUCAACAUGAGUACUACUUUCUUCACAAGACCUUUCAAGAGUACCUGGCUGCCGCCUUUAUUGCUCACAAGUUGCGAGGAAACCAGUUAAGUUUGUUUGAGCGUCUAAGUUUUCAUGAACUAGCAAAAAAGUAUCGGGAAGUGUUUCUUUUUGUUUCUGGUGUACUUGGGAGAGAUGCAAGCAUUCUAUUCACUCAGAUUGGCGAAGAGCUGAAGAACUGGGGGAAAUGGGACUGGGACUGGUGCAGACAGUUUGGAGUAGUGACGAUGGAUGAUCGAAAGAGGGAAGAGAAUUGGGAUGACUGGGACAGCGACGACGAAGAGGACCGAGGCUGGGAAGCAGCAACUUUCCUUACGGAAAGCUUCUGCGAAAGUGGACACGCUGAAAAAGUGGCAGAGACUCUUUGUUCCUAUAUACCCUUCCCUACCCAUGUUGAGAUAAAUCUUGACCCACCGCCACGCAAUGACGAGAGUGGCAAUAUAUAUCACGUUUUGGAUGCCUGCAAAACCUUUUCAAACUUGCAGAAGCCAGUUCGGCUUACUGUUCAUAAAUGUUCGCAAGGUUCAAGCUAUCAGACUGUUGCAGAGCACAUACAAUCCUGCCCGCAGCUUGAGAGUCUUGCCAUUCACACCCCUUCUGUUACGUUAGACCUAGCCAACGCCCUACAUAAAGGCUUAUCUGGAAACACGACUUUAUCAAAGUUUACUCUGCAAGUGUGUGGCAGUAUUUCUUGUGACGUAGCUGCCGUCAUCGGUGAAUGGCUAGCUGCGCGUAAAUUCUUGAAGAACGUAACGUUUCUACUUCGCAGGGUGAAAGGUGAGGCGUGGGCCAGUUCUCUUGAAACUGGAUUGUCUGCUGACACUCUUUUGUCGUCUGUGGAACUCUCUGUUCGUGGGUCAAUGAGUGAUACUUCGAUCCUUGCUUUAGGAAAGCUUUCAUUAAAUAGAGCUUUGACCGAACUUUCUCUUAACAUUUCAGGAGAUAUGCAAACUUUUAUCGUUGAUGUUAUCGGCAAAGGAAUUGCACUACAAACCGUAUUAAAGUCGUUAAGUCUUGACAUUGAUGGCAACCUUAGUCUUUCUGGUGCUAAUAGCCUGAAAAGAGGCCUUCUAGAAAAUUGUUCCCUGAAUAAUUUGAGAGUGUUUGUCUUUGGAAAGGUUCCGAGCAACUGGCAGUCUUUUCUGGAAACUAUUCGUCUGGCAAAGAAGGUAUCGGUUACUUUUGAUUUCUACCCAGAUUCUUGUAGCAGAACAACAUCUAAUCAACUGGGAAAUUUUUAUCCUGGUCCAGAUGUGGUUGAGAAAGGUUUACAUACCAAACAGCAUUUAACUGUGGUUCUUUGGGGUGAGCUGAGUUGUGAUGGGGCGGAAGCUUUUUCUGAGCGCCUGGUACGUGCUCCCCUAACAAGCUUGGCGUUAAAGAUGCACGGAAAAGUAACUGAUAAUGUUGCUUAUUGCAUUGCAAGCUAUGUCAGACGUCACAACACACUGUCCUCCAUGACCAUCGACGUUUGGGGGGAUUUGGCCCCAGGAACACGUUCUUUUCUUCAGGGACUAUCAAAUACCGACCAAACUGUUGAGGUGAAAGUGCAUGACGUCUGUGUCCUUCCUGAAGAGUCAUGCAAUGCCUUUAGUGUCUCUAUUGACAGUAUUGCAUCACUCAAACCAGUGUUGUAUAAAAUCAAGAGUACCAGUGUGGAAAAGAUCAAUUUAAAAAUCAUUAACGACGAUGGUGCAAGUAAAGAGUGGACACACCUUAUAGGUGAGGCCUUGGCAGAAAACACGACAGUAACCGCGCUCGAUGUUACGAUCAACAACUACAUGACAAACGUGACAGCAGACUUUGGGAAAGACCUCGGGGAGAGUUUGUUGCGAUGCUCUUCAAUGACAGUUUUAAAUCUCGCAAUCAACAACUACACUAAGAUGGCAGAAGGUUGGGAAUGCCGUCUGGUAAAAAGUUUGUCCAAACUGGCUUCAUUGACUACACUCAGUCUUGCAAUUGACGAUCAUGGCGAGGUGAGGACAGUUGUAGAAGAAAGUUUGGGUGACGGUUUGAUGGCAAUGAAGUCACUGUCUACACUUUCCGUUGUAAUCAAUGGUAGUAAUUUGGAAAAAUUCUGGAGUUACUUUUUGCGAAAGUGUUUAAAAGAAAACAAUUCACUGUCUCUGCUCUGCGUUACAGUUAACAACUAUGACGACGACCUAGAAGAUCCAGAUUAUUCAUUUGAUGACUCAUUUGAAGAGCCUUAUUACUGGUACGAUGGCCUAGCUGAUGGGUUGGCAAGAACUACAUCAUUAAAUGAACUAACUCUGACAAUUAACAACAUCACUCUUAUUAGUAAUUGUUGGGUAGAAAGUGUCUGUAAAGGAUUUUUAGAAAACGAGUCAGUGACUACUCUUACUGUGACAGUCAGCGGUGAUUCCUCUUUCCCAGACUGUGUGAGCUGGGUCCCCAAACUGAAUAAAGGUUUGUCGAAAAACAAUUCAUUAACUACGCUCACUCUUACAGCAAACGCGUAUUGGGAGGGUGAACGGCGGGAAGGCAAGGACUUUUUCUGGGCUGAUAAAAUGUAUACUACGGUUAACGCAUCAUUAACAACGCUUAAUCUGACGAUCAACAUCUGCACAGAAGUCAGUGAAGAUUGGUUACCAGAACUCUGUGACUGUUUGGUGAAUAGUUCCUCGUUAACAACGUUUAGAUUGAAUGUAAACAACCAUUUCGCUACAAAUGAAAGUCGCAUAUAUGACUUUAGAAAACUUCGUUUGAAAUACAGAUCACUAUCCACAUUUGAACUCACUGUAACUUUCUAUGGAGAGUAA
Messenger RNA from Porites evermanni, 6665 nucleotides. Lineage: Eukaryota; Metazoa; Cnidaria; Anthozoa; Scleractinia; Poritidae. The record is from the annotation of a GenBank genome assembly.